This is a messenger RNA of Argiope bruennichi, 2625 nucleotides long. Its product is annotated as fucose-1-phosphate guanylyltransferase-like. Gene Ontology annotation, molecular function: transferase activity, transferring phosphorus-containing groups. Bases 150 to 1904 code for a protein of 584 amino acids. NCBI's taxonomy places the organism in Eukaryota, Metazoa, Arthropoda, Arachnida, Araneae, Araneidae. The transcript is spliced from 6 exons. The record is from RefSeq and is a predicted model, not a curated record.
GUUUGUACACAAACAAAACAUUUUUAUCUAUCUUUUCGUCUGAAGCUGUCAGAAUACUCCCAUAUUAAAGCGAUGAAAUUUGUCUGUAAUUUUUUUUUUAAUAUAUGAUUAAAAUUCAAGCAUUGUUGAAACUUUAGGCAUAAUUCAAAAUGAAUUCAGAAGAAAACCUUUCUGUCAUAUCUGAGUACAUGUCUCAGAUUUUGGAGAAUUAUAAUUCAUUACGAGGAAAAACAUUAUCUCUGUCGCAGAUACCAUUCUGGGAUGCAGUUAUUAUAUCAGCAAGUGACUCAGGCCAAGAAAAAGGCUAUCAGUUGCAAAUUCAAGAGAAACAAGAAAGAGGAGAAAUUCCACUUUCUACUCCUUUUCAUGUCUUCUCUGAUCCUCCAGGAUAUAAAAUUGGUUGUGGAGGAUCUACUAUGUUUAUUUUAGAUAAGAUAUUUGAAAUCUAUGGAACUAAUAUGUACAAUAUGCGCUUUCUGCUUAUUCCUGCUGGUGGUUACAGUCAGAGGUUGCCAAAUUUAUCUAUACUAGGAAAGUUAUUUAGCCCUCUGCCAUUUGGAGAAUCUAGAUACCAAAUGCUAGAUCUCAUUUUGGCAACAUAUUUACCUUUUUUAAAACACAUGCCACCAGGAGUAUUUCUGGCCAGUUCGGAUGCUAUAAUAAGCUUCAGUCUAUCUGAAAAUGAUUCAUGGACAUUUGAAAAUGAAGGUUUUACUGCCUUGGCACAUCCAUCCCCUGUCAUUAUUGGCACAACUCAUGGUGUUUAUGUUUUGCCGAAAAUUGAAAAUGAUGAAGGAGGUUCAACAUUUAUGAGUGGAUGUCUUCGUGUACUUCAAAAACCUUCAAUAGAAGAAAUGCAUGAUAAAGGAGCUAUAGUUAAAAAUUCUGCAUUUACUGGUGCCAGUGAUGAAGAAGAGAUGGUUUUUAGUGACAGUGCCUUCUUCUUUGAUCACACAAUUACAAAGAAACUGAUAAAAUUUUACAAAAAGAACAAACCUCUGAAAUGUGAACUCAGUUCUUAUGGGGACUUUCUACAACCUCUUGGUUUGUCAGCUAGUCCUUCAUAUAUUGUAGAUAAAGUUACCAGUGAAACAUUAGCAUCCAUGCGUUCUGCGUUAUAUAGAGAUUUACAUGGAACAAAUCUUUCUAUUUUAGUACUGAAAAACUCUAACUUUCACCAUUUAGGGACCAUGGAUGAAUACAUUGACAGUCUGUGUGGUAAAAAUAAGUUUGGCGAAGCUUUUCCUCUGUCAAGAAGCUCUUUCAUUUCUUAUUCUGUUCCAAAAAUCGCUCCUUUAUAUAUUGAGGGGACAAUAGUAAAUUCUAUCAUCCAUCCUUUGUCUGUUGUCCCUGAAUCUUCUAUUUUGGAAUACUGUGAUAUUAAUGUUGCCAUAAAUGUCGGAAGAAAUUGUAUUAUUAGUAAUAUUCAAAUUGAUGGUUUUGCUAUUCAAAGGUUACCAUUUGGCAUUCCAGAUAACACUCUUGUGCACACUGCAAUACUAAAAGAUGGUUUUGUUACAAUUGCUUUCAAUAUACGGGAAAACAUCAAAAAAGAACAUAAACAGAAACAUGCUCUUGAAACAAUGUUUUUUGGAAAGAAAAUGAAAGUAUUCUUGAUGCAUGAUGAUCUUGUUUUUGAUGCUGAUUGUGAUCCAGUUUCUCUGUGGGAUGCAAAGUUGUUUCCAGUGUGCUCUAGUGCUGAAGAGUCCUUGAAAAAGACUCUUGAAUUUAUCUUAUGUGUUAAUGAAUGCAGCUCUUCUGACCUGAACUACACACUGCAUCGAGGGAAGGUAAAAUGGAUCUCAAUGCGAGAUAUUUUAAUGCAAAAAGAUACAGAAGCAAUGAUAAAUUAUCAGAAGCAAUUAUAUGAAAAGAUAAAGCAUCAAAAAGAAUACAGAAGUUAAGAAAUGAGGAAAUUUACAAAUAAUUUUCCAAAAAGGUGACCAAAAAUUUUUAAAAAUAUGAAAUAUUUUUAAUUUAAAUGUAAUAAAUUUCGAAAAUGCAAUAAGAUGAAAGAAAUGCUUUACUGAGUUGUAUACUUAGCAAUAACUUUUUGAAUAGCUGCCAAACUUUUAAUUUUUAUAUUCUUUUAAUUUGUUUUUCAUCAUUUAAUUUUUUUUCAGUUAGAAUAUAAAAUCUAUAAACAUGUUCUUAGUAUAAUAAUUGGAAUUUUUAAGUGGAAUUCCUUAUGGUCAUUUUACUCCGACUCACAAAAAUAAAAUUCAACAAAAAAUUUAAAUGUUUUAACUAUGAAUCCUUAAUUUUGUUCAUUUGGUUUCAAACAUUUAAUUCACAUUUAAAAUUAUCUUUCUGAAAAAGAGUGAGAACUUCCAAUUAGAAAUAAUUUACCUUCCCAAUAUUUAAAACUGUAUCCUAAGUCAUAAAAUUUUUAAUGAAAUAAAGCAUUCCUUGAUUCAAAAGAUGGAAAGCAAAUACUGUGCUGUAAAUAUUGUGUAAGAAAAUGUCUAUUUCUUAAUUUUCUACCAUAUAUAUAUAUUUUUUAUAAUUACAUUCAGUGAAAAAGUAAUGAGGUUUUAAUUGAUUAUAUAAACAAAACUGUAUUUUUAUCAUUUUUAAAUUAUCUUUUGAACCUUGUGAUCUCUAAAAUGCAUUUGCAUGGAUGAA